AUCUUAAUCUCUCGCCCUCUCUUUCACACCCAUCUUUCUGAUACAACAAUUUAAAUGAAGAACAGCAAUUUUAUUGCAACAAUCAUACAAUUUUUUGUUUGUUUUGACUUUGAAGGUUCAUGGAUAUUAAAGAGAACUCAGGAAAACUUGACUUCAACUUGCUUUCACCAUCGAAGAAAGAUUAUUGGGCUAUGUUGGCCUACAACAGAUCUAAGCUUUGCAAUAUUCUUCUGUCAAAUGAACUGAAUCGGCGGCUUUCCACCCAUGGAGUUAUCUCAAACGCAGUGCAUCCUGGAAAUCUGAUCUACUCAUCCCUUCAUCACAACUGGUGGUUUUACACCCUCUUGUUUACACUGGCUCGACCAUUCACCAAGUCACUGCAACAAGGAGCGGCCACCACCGUCUACUGUGCUGUCGCAGCAGAACUGGAAGGUCUGGGAGGCAUGUAUUUCAACAACUGCUGUCGCUGUGUGCCAUCGCAACAGGCGCAGAACGGAAUGGAUGCGGCUGCCUUGUGGGACCUCAGCGAGAAGCUGAUCCAGGAAAGAGUUGGCAGGCAGGGCAAAACAUGCUUGAGUACUGUCACCUGAAGAGAAAUGGUUCCUGUGACUGUCUUAGUUCCUUUUGUUUAUUUUUGUUUAUUUUUUAAGAAAAGAAAACUUGAGGAAAAAUAAAGAAUUCUUCGACGCCAUGAAAAUUCACUUUUUUUCCCUUGUUCUAUUCCAAGUUCAUUUGUCUGUAGGUUUUUAUUUUUUCCCCAUUGUUUUGUGCUUUGUAGCUUUACUCUUCAUGCCAGGAAGUCGUUGUAAGCCAUCUGCAAAACCAGCAUCGUGUUAUCUGCAAUAAAGAAGCAAA
Thamnophis sirtalis is the source of this 855-nucleotide messenger RNA. Lineage: Eukaryota; Metazoa; Chordata; Lepidosauria; Squamata; Natricidae. The record is from RefSeq and is a predicted model, not a curated record.